UAAAGUGUGGCCAGGUUACUCUCUGGACCCACCUUGGAGCUCUUCCUCUCUCCGCAUACCGCGGCGGCACCUAUAAGAGCAGCUCUCUCCCCCCUCUCUGGGAACCGACCAUGGCUUUGCGGCCCCGUGCUUCCUCCCAGCCAGGAAAGCUCUCCCUGCCUCAGAUCACCAAGGUGGUCUCGUCGCUUCGCCCGCGGGCGGUUUCCUCUCGCUCGGGCUCCAUGCUGGAGGACGAGCUGUCCUGCCCCGUCUGCUGCGAGAUCUUCAAGGAGCCGGUGGUGCUCAAGUGCAGCCACAGCUUCUGCAGGGCCUGCCUGCAGCAGUUCUGGAACAAGAAGAAGGCCAGGCGCGAGUGUCCCAUCUGCAGGAGGAAGUGCUCCCUGACGGAGCCCACGGUCAGCCUGGCCCUGAAGAAUGUGGCCGACACCUUCCUGAGGGAGCAGGAGAGGAGGAAGGCCACGGCCGGGCUGGGGGCGGAGGCCGGCGCGGCGGGGGAAGACGCCGUGGUGCUGGAGGAAAAGUGCGCGACCCACGGGGAAGUUCUCAAACUCUUUUGUAUGGAUGACUUUGAAGUCUUGUGCUGUGUGUGCCACACUUCCAAGAAGCACCAGGGGCACAAGGUGUGUCCCUUAGACGAAGGGGCCCUGGACCUGAAGACUGAACUGAAGAAGGAUCUGAUCCCCCUGAAGAAGAACCUGCGCCGCCUGUAUGAAGCCAAGCAGGAGUGUGAUGACACAACUGUGCACAUCAAGAACCAGACGGAGGCCACGGAGAAGCAGAUAAGGCAGGAGUUCCAGGAGCUUCGGGAGUUUCUCGAGCGGGAGGAGGAGGCCAGACUGGCCGCCCUGCAAGAGGAGGAUGAAGAGAAGAAGGAGCUGGUGAGGAAGAAGUCUGACAGCAUAACCAGAGACAUCCUCACUUUCUCUCACGCCAUCAUCGCCAUCGAGAACGACAUCGCCUCCAGUGACGCUCAGUUCCUGCAGAAUUACAUCAACACAAAGAAAAGAGCACAGCUCCCCCCGAAGGACCCAGAAAAACUGCCAGGUGCCCUCAUAAAUGUGGCCAAGCAUGUGAGUUCUCUUAAAUACCACGUGUGGGCAAAGAUGGUGGAGCUGGUUCAGUACACACCGAUAACCCUGGACCCCAACACCGCCUACUCCUGGCUGUCCCUCUCCCCCGACUUGACCAGCGUGACCAACAUCGGGUCCCUGCAGCAGCUCCCAGACAACCCCGAGCGUUUCGGUCACUUCGUGUUCGUGCUGGGAUCAGAGGGCUUCACCUCAGGCCGCCACGCCUGGGAGGUGGAGGUGGGCGGCAAGGUGGACUGGAUGCUCGGCGUGGUCACUGCGUCCGUUGACAGGAAAGGCCGCAUUUCGGGCUGUCCGGAGGGGGGCUUCUGGAUGAUCUCGCACUCCGAGGGCGAGUACUCGGCGAUGACGAGGCCCAGCACGCCGCUCCACCUCCAAGGGGACCUGACUCGUGUCAGGGUGCAGCUCGACUAUGAGGCUGGGGAGGUGAUUUUCUCCAACCCCGUUACCAUGACGUCCAUCUACACCUUCAACGACUCUUUCACUGACAAGAUGUACCCUUUCUUCUGCCCCGGCGUCAACAUUAACGGGAGCAACCCCAAACCUCUCAAGAUCUGCCCCGCCAAGGUGGCUGUGUGGAACAGUGCGACCUGGUGAUCUGAGAUCGUGUCCCACGGAGUUACGAUGUGCUUUAUGUUACAAAAGUCUGAUGACGAUACACAGAAAACGCAAGAAGUCAUUGUUGUUUUUACGGUAAUUCCAGACACUCGUGUGCUAACCUUGUCUGCUUCUUCACGAGGAGCAGCAAAUGAGCACCCCCAGGUGGUGAAAACACACUCAUUUAGUUUUAUAUCUCACACCACAGUCAUUUUAACUUUAAUCUUACAAUUCCACUAAAUGAAGGCGUGUUUACUUAUAUAAGAUCUACAUUUCUGCGUUUCAAGUGAGCCAGUCACUGAAAUGCAUUUAUUUAAGUCAAAAAAGCUAUUUUAUUAUUAGAUUAUGGGCAAAAAGCAGAAGCAGUUACAAGAUGACAAAGUUACUCACAUUUUGCUUAAAAAUAGACCACAGAACAUUAAAUGAACCUCAUCAAAAAUAUGAAAAUAAAUAAAAUGUGGAAUCAAAAUGACUGGUCCUUGUGUCUCCUUCACUGAUGCAGGAAAUCCAGAAAAUUGUUUUUCCCACCCUGGACUAUUCAUUAUUUGGGCUAACAUCAGGAACAAUAUAAUGCAGGAGGUGAAAUUUCUUUGAAAUCAAAUAAAUUCCACAAAAUUAAGUUAAAAAUGAUGACACCCUUUGGUAUAUUUAGAUUUAAAAUUGUGUUUAUACAACCAAGACAUCUGUUUCUUGUGGAAAAUAAGAAAGGUAUCCCUAAAGAUAAUACGAUUACAAACCAAAGUAAAAGAAGUAUCUAUUUAAAAAAAUAAAUAAAAAUGUACUUACUGUUUAUCCUUCUUAAAUAGAAAUGGCAUGUUAUUAAUUAUGUAUACCGCUCUCAGUGAUCAAUGGAAAAGUCUUCACUGACCUUACAACAGCCAAAUCCAUCUUAUUGCUGACUGGGUUUUUGCAUUUUUCCACUAGGAUUUAUCUUUAUAAGCUCUUUUAGCCUGGAGGACCUCCUUAUCAUCACCCUAAUCUUACGCUCCCUCCACAGCUUAUCAACCAGAUCCACUUCAGGAAUCCGACUGGGUUUUUCCAAAAUAUUACCAUUAACAUGUCUGUCAAAUAAAACAAUAUAUACUUUAAACCUACAUAUGUUUGGAGUAUUCAUUAUUUUGGGCUUUGCUGUAUUUUUUUAUAUUUUUAUCAUUUUUUUUUUAUCAAGACUAAACUAUACUUGCAACAAAAAAUCGUUUCAUUUCACCAGAGCUCACCCUAACUCCAACAUCCUGAUGUAUUCAACGUGAUUGUCAGAGAAUAAACUGCUUCCUCUA
Molecule: messenger RNA, 2962 nt
Organism: Fundulus heteroclitus (mummichog)
Lineage: Eukaryota; Metazoa; Chordata; Actinopteri; Cyprinodontiformes; Fundulidae
Gene: trim35-12
Product: tripartite motif containing 35-12
Exons: 6
Coding region: 111-1685 (524 amino acids)
Biological process (GO): protein ubiquitination
Molecular function (GO): ubiquitin-protein transferase activity; protein binding; zinc ion binding
Source: RefSeq, a predicted model, not a curated record